AUGUCGCGCCAACUUAUCUCGAGCGAGAAGUUCCCUCCUAAGCCUCACAACUGCCCCGCGGUCAAGGUUCCCGGACUCGUCUUCUGUGCCGGUCAGACAGCCACAGGAGAGAUCAAGCAAGCCACACGAACUGUACUCCAAAAUCUUAAGGAGGUGCUUGAGCUGUCUGGGUCAUCGCUUGAGCAAGUAGUCAAAUACAAUGUCUAUCUUGCAGACAUGAAGGACUUUGCUGCCAUGAACGAGGUAUAUAUCGAUUUCCUGCCCAAGCCAAUGCCUUCUCGGUCGUGUCUGCAGGCAGUUCCUCCGGGUGAUGGAACGGUUAUUGAGAUUGAAUGCAUUGCGCAGGCCUAG
Aspergillus welwitschiae is the source of this 351-nucleotide messenger RNA. Its product is annotated as RidA family protein. The coding region runs from base 1 to 351 and encodes 116 amino acids. NCBI's taxonomy places the organism in Eukaryota, Fungi, Ascomycota, Eurotiomycetes, Eurotiales, Aspergillaceae. The record is from RefSeq and is a predicted model, not a curated record. Gene Ontology annotation, molecular function: deaminase activity. The transcript is spliced from 3 exons. Gene Ontology annotation, cellular component: mitochondrion; cytosol.